Messenger RNA from Callorhinchus milii (elephant shark), 3914 nucleotides. RefSeq names its product mitogen-activated protein kinase kinase kinase 12 (gene map3k12). Gene Ontology annotation, biological process: protein autophosphorylation. NCBI's taxonomy places the organism in Eukaryota, Metazoa, Chordata, Chondrichthyes, Chimaeriformes, Callorhinchidae. Bases 332 to 3184 code for a protein of 950 amino acids. Gene Ontology annotation, molecular function: ATP binding; JUN kinase kinase kinase activity. The transcript has 15 exons. The record is from RefSeq and is a predicted model, not a curated record.
AGCAGGCCUGGCGCCCGAUGCAGUUCUGCGGUGCAGCAGCGUUCAAACGUCCAGCCCAGGGCUUGGCGGGCUCCGGCUGAUGCAGAACUCCGCAGGGACCUUGGCUGUGUGUGGAGUGGGCCCGGCUUUGUUCUAUCUGUGGAAAUAAUUCACACCUCAGUGGAACAGCAGCUUGCCGAAGGCAGUGAGUGGGUUUCGCUGAAGAGAGGGAACAGGCAAGGUUCUGUGACGCUGGGAGGUGAGGAGAGAGAGAGAGAUAGAGGGAGAGAGAGAGAGACCUGGACCAGGUGGUGUUGUGUUGGUGGGUUUGGUGGCUUCUCGGUGAGCAACAAUGGCGUGUGUGGAAGAACCAAGGAACCUGCCGGCUUCCCUGAGCAACUUCCAGUCCACGCUGAAGGACCGGGAAGAUAACUUCAUAGCCUUGCGGAAGCUGGAAUCCCCGGGGUCUCGCACCCCCGGAGGGACCCCCGAACAGGACCUGUCGCCCACUCAGUGCGUGAUGCAGAACGUCCUGUCUCCCGAGGGCGGGGGUCACAGCCCCAACGCCAUGACGGAUGUCAGCGAGGACGCCCGCGAGCACUUCUCCAACAGCGUGCUCCAGCUGCACGAGAACGAGGGGGGCAAUGUGGCGGGGGCUUCCGGGAGCGAGGGGGCCGGGGGGGAGUGCAGGCGGGACGCCAGGCGGCUGGACCACGUGAGGAUACAAUGCACGCAGUCCGGAGGGGGCUUCCUGGAUGGGCUGUUCGGCUGCCUGAAGCCCGUGUGGUACAUCAUCGGCAAGGCUUACUCCACCGAACACAAGCUCCAUCACGAAGAAUCCUGGGAGGUGCCGUUUGAGGAGAUCUCGGACCUGCAGUGGGUGGGCAGUGGGGCCCAGGGUGCUGUCUUCCUCGGCAAGUUUCACGGGGAGGAGGUGGCCGUCAAGAAAGUGCGGGAUAUGAAAGAGACUGACAUCAAACACCUGCGGAAACUCAAACACCCGAACAUCAUCACCUUCAAGGGUGUGUGUACCCAGGCCCCGUGUUACUGUAUCAUUAUGGAGUAUUGCGCCCAAGGGCAGCUGUACGAGGUGCUGAGGGCCGGCAGGAAAGUCUCCCCUACGCUGCUAGUGGAGUGGUCCAUGGGCAUUGCCGGGGGCAUGAACUAUCUGCAUCUCCACAAAAUCAUCCACCGUGACCUGAAGUCACCAAAUAUGCUCAUCACCUAUGAUGAUCUGGUGAAAAUCUCUGACUUCGGGACGUCCAAGGAACUGAACGACAAAAGCACCAAAAUGUCCUUUGCCGGCACCGUGGCCUGGAUGGCCCCUGAGGUCAUUCGCAAUGAGCCUGUGUCUGAGAAAGUGGAUAUAUGGUCCUUUGGUGUGGUGCUGUGGGAGCUGUUGACGGGAGAAAUUCCCUACAAGGACGUUGACUCGUCAGCCAUUAUCUGGGGCGUCGGGAGCAACAGCCUCCACCUCCCUGUGCCCUCCGGUUGUCCGGACGGAUUCAAGCUCCUUCUCAAGCAGUGCUGGAACGGGAAACCCAGGAACCGUCCAUCUUUCCGGCAGAUCCUCCUCCACCUGGACAUCGCGGCGGCUGACGUGCUGGGCACUCCCCAGGAGACUUACUUCCAGUCUCAGGUGGAGUGGCGGGAGGAGGUGAAGCAACAUUUCGAGAAGAUUAAGAGUGAGGGGACCUGCAUUCACCGCCUGGACGAGGAACUGGUCAGACGACGGCGAGAGGAACUCAGGCACGCGCUGGAUAUCAGGGAACAUUACGAGCGGAAACUGGAGCGAGCCAAUAACCUGUACAUGGAACUAAACUCGGUGAUGCUACAGCUGGAGCUGAAGGAGAAGGAGCUGAUCAGGCGGGAGCAAGCCCUGGACACCAGCUAUCCUGGAAUCUUCCGGCUACACCCGGUGCGGCCCCUGGUACACGCCAACUCCGUGGAGAAGCUGCUGAAGAAAAGGAACACGUCACACAAACCGCCCGCUCACAGCAAGAGGCCUGACCUGCUGAGGUCCGAGGUCAUCCUGCCGAAGCUAGACUCCGCCGUCACCCAGGUGACGAUCCCGACCUGUCAAAAAUCCUCGGCUUCUCCCGGCAAAUCCCGGCACCGGGCGAAAUCCCGGUACAGGAAGGUGACCAACAAGGGGAGCCACGGUGACCUGAUGGGAGUGCCGAAGGUGGUGGUGGGGGCUGGCAUGGUGGGUGCGGUCAGGGACUCUCUCUCCCCGCCGCUGCACAGCCCGGCCUGUAAAGACCUGGCCACUCCUUGCUCCCAGAACCUCCGCUACUUCGGGCCCACGGCAGCCCUCCGCAGCCUCCCCCACGACCUGCUCCAGAAAAAGCUCUCCUCCUCCAGCCCGGACCUGAUCAGCAGCACCAUGGAGGCCGACAGCCGCAAGAACAACAACCGGGGAGCAGGAGGUGACGCUAACUGUAACCAGCAACCGCCUGGCCCGACUAGCCAGGACCCGCCCUGCAUCGCGCCAGGCUCCCCUCACCUCUCCAGCAGCCCCGACUCGCCCGUGGACAGGGGCAGGCUGCUGGGACGCUCGCACGGCUCACUGGCCCCGGUACAGAGACUGUACGAGGCCGGACAGGCUGAGCACGCGGCCGGGCAGAGCCAUGGGGGGCAGGGGGCUGAGCGCAAGGCCUUGGACUGUGCCUCACAGGCCUGCACCGCGCCAGGCCUGCCUGGCCAACCGGCAACACUGGGCAAACAGAAAAGGGGAAUUUCGUCAGAGGAGGAAGAGGGUGAGGUGGACAGUGAGGCCGAGUUUCCACGGAGACUGAGGCGGAACCUGUGCUUCAGCACGUGUCAGUCCUUCUCCACCUUCAGCUCAGAGAAUUUCUCGGUGUCGGACGGGGACGAGGGGAACACGAGCGACAUGUCACACAGCUGCACCCCGGACGUGCUGAGCACCAACACCGACGAGAAGCUGGACGACCGCUCGGACGACGUGCUGUCGCAGAGCUCGGAGAUCCCGGUCGACCUGCUCCUGCAGUCGGAUGGGCUGUCGGAGAAGGAGGCAGCUCUGCAGCAGGUGAAGAACCAGGUGUCCUCGGGCAGGCUGGGCUCUCAGUAUCCAGGCUGCGAGAGCUUAUCGCACUGUGAAGACUCUGACUGCGACAUCCCAGAGAUGGAACGCUCCAGUACUCCCAACACAAGUCACAAGCCUCGGAGUUCAUGCUCCUGGUAACUGUGACUCCUGGAGCCGGGCACCAGGCUGGACACACAGAUGUACAAUUCCUGUAAAUACAUGAUUUGAAACUCUCCUCUCGCCCCCCCACUCCCCACCCACCACCCCCUUUGUGAUACUGAGUGCAAUAAAACAACCCUCACAUGCUUCCAGUUCACCAACAACUGAACCCGAACCAAGGACACAACCUCCUUUGCCAUGAAAUUGCCUCAGUCUUGACUCUGAACUAUUAACUACCCGCGUAAGACCGUGGAGAGCCCGGGCACACCCGAGGGCGAAGAGGAUUCCACUUAACCCCAUGUGGGGCCUGACCGUGACACGGGCUGGUUUUACAGACAACAUACGCUGGGUUAAGCGGCGUGUGCACACGCGUGUGUUAAGAGUGCGAGCGAACGAACAAACGCCUGUGAUCAAACAUGGAACUGACAGUAGUCGGUGACAGGACUCCUGCUCUCACACCACAGUGAGACACAGCUGCUCUACAUUAAACAUUAUUAUUUCAGACAAACCGACUGGGAUCGUGUGGCUUUCUAACCAGCGGAACCUGUGAACUGCCUGUCCCCCCCCCACCACCCCCCCGAGCAGAGGUUGCUACAGCAUAGCACCCAGGAAUAUACAGAGAGGAGGGGAGCGAGGCGAACAGGGUACAAAGUGAGCAGUGAAGGUUAGUGCAGCCAGGGUUAGGAAACCGAUCGGUGGAAACUUAUCCAAGUGUUGCUCUCCCUGCAAC